UCUUGGGGAAAAUGGUUGACCGCGGUACUCUGUUACGCCUAAGCACGUGAUUGAUACCACCAGCCACAACUAUUCCAGCCACCUGCGCAGUCCGCAUUGCCCUCACUCACUCUGAUCCAGGCCGCAUUCAAUCAAUCAUACAAGAUAAUUUACAUGAUCGCCAACCAACCACUUUGCACGGAGUACACCAGUCGCACAAGGGCGAACACUUUCGCAAAUGACCUAAUAUAUCAAAGAAAACAUACAAACAUCGCCGAACCAUGUCGUUGACCACCCACGAGCCCCGGUCUGGAGCAGGCACUCCAACGCGCCCCAGUUCGGCUUGGACCAACAACUCGGUUUUUGCAGAUUCGGCCAUUAGCCUCAGAACUGGCACUCCCGCUCCUGCUGAAAAAGAACUGGACCUUUUUCACGCUGAUGAUGGAACGUCAUCUCGAGUUGGAUUCGCGGAUCGCCUCAAUGGCCUGGUUUCGGAGAUUUGGGCCUGCGAACAGGACGGCGCGAUACGCAGGGAGAAGAGUCACAAAUUCGAGCGCGCCAUACAACAAAUCGAGGCCGCCCUUGAUGAUGAUUCAUCCGGCGAUAGCGACCUCUAUAGCGCCCUUCCUUCACCCGCGACCAUGCCGACAGAUCCUGCCACCGUUUCGGAAGACGACUUCGCGGCUAUCCGCGCAAGUCUAGCCUGCACAGUCGAAUCAAUGCGCAUGAGGCAACAAGAACAGAGACAUCUCCAUCAGCUGGCGGUCGAAAAGCUGGAAACGGUUGCGCAGCGCUGCAUCCAGCAGGAGAGGCGAUUGAAGGAAUUCGCGCAAGAAAUGGUGUUACUGAAGCAGGAAAAUCGCUUGCUGAACGAGGAGCUCAACCAAGCUCAUACCGAGUCGGCAAAGAAGCACGUCGCUGUCGACGCCAUGUCAAGUGCUGUCGCAGGCCUGGAGGGGUGGAUUAAUGGUACUCCCACGCCAGAUCGAUCCGACAAACGAGUAGUGAUCAGAGGCAGAGGCAGAUUUCGUGGGCGGUAUUAUGCGGAUGAGCCAAUGCAAGCACCAGUCGGGCAGGGUUCUGAUGGUACAUCUGAUGCGAAGGCUUUCCACGAGGGCGUUACCGCUUGGCUUCGCGGCUUCCGAGACGUAGAGGAGGAGUUGAGAAUGUCGCAGAAGACGAAGGCUCCUGGCUGGAGAGAAUCGCAGAAUCCUGCGACAAACACUGACGACGAAUGGGGUGAUUUUGAAAGUGCCACUGGAACAUGAUUAAUUGGUGUUACUCCAUUCAAAGCGGGUAUCAUACAGUUUUUCGACAUUUCAACCAUCAUUCUAUGCCAAUGCCUCGGUCCAGAAUCCGACCAUCGCUCUGCUAAGGGCAGGCAUUUCU
Molecule: messenger RNA, 1368 nt
Organism: Exophiala viscosa
Lineage: Eukaryota; Fungi; Ascomycota; Eurotiomycetes; Chaetothyriales; Herpotrichiellaceae
Exons: 1
Coding region: 261-1247 (328 amino acids)
Source: RefSeq, a predicted model, not a curated record